Messenger RNA from Amoebophrya sp. A25, 14239 nucleotides. The record is from the annotation of a GenBank genome assembly. NCBI's taxonomy places the organism in Eukaryota, Dinophyceae, Syndiniales, Amoebophryaceae.
AUGCCUGAAAUCACGACACCUCGUUCGGGUUCCGGUGGGAACAAUGGGAACAACAAUUAUGCUGGCUACGCCGGUCGGACGCGGCAUCGGUCGCCCCAAAGGACCCCUGCGAUGUUCCAGAACACUACACCGCAGUCAGACAAUCGGAAGUCCUUGGCUCCAGGCAGCAAUAUCAAGCACAUGUCCGGGAGGAUGGGGAAGGUAUUUUUAUCUUCGUCAGUACAAUGCAUUGGAUGAUUUCGAAUCCUUUCUCUACAACGAACUACUUUCUCUACAAGAACUACAGAUGAAAGACCCGCGUCCGGUCUUCGACAAAUCUUUCAUGCUUGCUGCGGUGAAGCAAAUAGCGACGUUUUUGACCUCCACCGGUUAUCCGCAUAGUUUGAGUGCCAAGUUCAUCCAAGGACCGUCAGGCAAAGAGUUUUAUGGCCUGAUGCAGUUUCUCUUCAGCCAGAUCGAUCCGAAUACACCACUAACAAAAAAGAUGGAUGAGGAACUGCCAGAAGCGUUGCAGAGGAUACGGUAAAAAUGCAUAAUGUCUUCGUGGCUUUAUUAGACAAAUUAUUUUUGAAUGAAAAGCAAAAGGGGUAAGGGUAUAAUCAUCUUGUUUAUGUCCUUUAUUUUACAGUUUUUUAAAACUUUUCCGAAUAAGUAUUAAGUAAAACCGUUCCUCUACGUCCACGACAAGUACAUAAUCCACAGGUAUCCCCUGAACGUGACCAAAGCCUCUCUUCUUCUCGUCGGCGCACCGACAACUUGGCCGUCUGUGUUAGGGUCUUUGCACUGGGUUGUGGAGCUCUUGUCCAUCGAUAUGAAGCUGAUCCAGCCUUAUUUGCGUGGCGAAAAGCCUCUCGUUGACGGUAGCAGAACAGCGCCAGGCAGUGGAACGCCAGGAGGGACACCGCUGAGCGGGAAAAGCUGGAAUAACGGAGAGUGGAAGCGGAAAUUCGACAUUUUAGCUCGAACCUAUAAGGCCUUCUUGCAUGGGCAGGAUGAAGUGGUCAAGGAAUUGCAUGGAGAAAAGCGGCAGCAAGCGGAGAGCAUCAGGAAAGCUAGGGAGGCAACGCUGGGCGACCUUGUUUCGGAACGAGCGUCUCUGGAAAAACGAUUGACUGAUGCGGAGAAGAGGCCACGACUUGGGGAAGUGAAGGAUCGCGUGGGACGGCUGCGGUCUGAUCUGACGAGGAAAAAGGCCAAUUUGUCGACUGAGAAGCGGAAACUUGCUGAGUUGCAGGAGGAACUCAAAUUGUUAAUUAAGGCUUGGUGUUGAUUCUUUCAUCAAUUUUUUCUAAUCUAAGUGUUUUCUUUCAUCAAGGUGGCUGCCGAUUAUCUUGUCUAAGCAUUUCCCUUCUAGGAUUCAUCGGAGUCAAGGAGUCAAGGUGGCAGAUCAUCAUGAAUUAUUGCAAGCUCAUCUAAGUUAAGGGAAAAAGCUGAGGAGCGAGCACGCGAAGUGCAGAAGUUAGACGCGGAAAAAACUCGAGUUGAGCGCGUCCUAGCAGCUCAGCCGAUCACCGUCACUGAGCAACAAGCAUUACUGAAGGAACGAAUGGAGCUGACGAAGCGCGAUACGCAACUGGGAAAGCGCGAACAAGAACUGUUGGCGGCGGAGCGAUCUAGCCAAGAAAAAAGGGACCUCUGCUUACGCCUUCGAGACGAGGCAAGAACGAAGUGCAAACAAUUCAUGGAUUAUGAAGGGAUUUUAUUUCAUCUAACUUCAUGAAGUUUCUUUUGUUAAUGUUAAUAUAAAUAUAUACAGAGCGAGGACGAUAGCGCCGGCGCUUAAUUAGUUUUAGCAGAUAGGUGAUAGUUACCCUUUUCGCUUUUCUAUCUUCUUCUGGUCUUUCUUUUUUCUAGUUAGGUCGGCUCCACCACAAAUAUAUACCGAGCGAGGUUUUGAACGACAACGAUUUAAUCAAGCUAGAAUGUAAGGGCCUACAGCCUUCCAGAUAUUACGCCCCUGGCAGGCUUGUCCCUGUUGUUGUGGUGGUGGUGUUACCGAGUAACAUCCACAACCUAAAUAGCAUGCAUUUUCAUGUUGUUCGUAUGCUGAUGGUGGUACGUUAAUCAAAGGCCAUCCAUCAUCAUCAUCCUGAGGGGUUUCAGUGCAUAAGGAUCCCGGUCGCUAUGAUCUUCACACGAUUAGACUCAUAGCCUUGAGCCUGUUGCAAUCAUAUCACUCAACGAGAACACUCAGAAGGAGAAAGACGAACGCAAGCGGAGAACCAACAGACCAAGAGAGAAGAACCAAGCGAUUCAAUUCAGGGAAUGCGGAACACCGACCGACUUGGUUGGACCUUGAUCUUCAUGCGUAACAUUCUCCCCCCGAAAUGUCUCCGUUGACGGACUUAUUUACUUAGUUGCAAGAAAAAAAAUUUUAGUACCACUAGGGGGACUAAGCGACCGGAAUUCGUUAUUUUGGGGUUGGGAAGCGAAACUAUACCAACCUAAUGCAAGACUUUAUAUAUGUGCAGGAUACGAAUGCAAAAAAAACAACGACUAGUCUAAGCUAGUUCUUCUUUUUCUUCUUCUAGUAGACUUUUCUACUAGUUUCCUCCUCUUUUCUUCUCGUUUCUCCUUUGUCCAGGUAAUCCAUGUCACCACGGGAAUGAACUGGACUCGUUUUGUUGUGCUGCUCCUCACCGGCGUCCCCGCUUGUCGCCACGAACCUGAAAAGUGUGAAUUUGGGAUUUGUAGAAUGGACCUUAUACUAGUAGUUUUCUCUACACCAUAUAACAUUAGCCAUAGAGUUUCCGCAGAUACUGGCUUCGUGAGGCCAUCAGCCCUCAUCAACCCGGUGGGGCAGUGGCGACAUCGAUCAACUAGAUCGCACACGAAGUGUAGCUUGCUUUGGUAGUGUUUACUUCCUGCACAUUUGAACUCUUGCGUCGCUUGGUCUAGUGCUGGUCUAUUGUCGACCCAUGUGGGCGGAGUAUUGGCAUAGCCCUGGUUCUUGCACUCUGUGCCGGGUACAAUAUCAACGAAAGCGAUGGAUUGCGCAUACUGAAUCGACUCACACUUAGCUACCGUCUCAGCAUGAGGCGUAGACAGUGUUACGAUCGUUUGCCGCUUGGACCUCCAAGCCACGCAAACUCCGUAGUGCGUCAUCAUCGUGCCUGUAGUUGACUUACUUGUAGACGGACAACCUUGAAAGUCCGCGUCAGAAAAAGUUCCGAUAGGAGACAUUUCGCUUACUGGUUCUGGUUCACCGCUCACGGUAAGGGGGGCGCCCUGAAUCCACAACGGCACGUAGUUCGUCUUGUAUGUUUUCCAGCUCGUCGGCGUCCACUCGACACCCACAGCCAACGUGCCCCGAAGGUACCUCAUUACCCUCUUCAGCAUUAGCUUCUGGUGGUCUUCGAAAGGACAUCAAGCCGCCGAAUUCACCGCCUCGGUGAUGUCCGGCCUAGACGACAAACUUAGAUACAUUAACUCGCCGACUACUGCCUUGUUGCUCCAUUCAGAGUCUACCCUUUUCUUCUUCACCCUUUUCCCCGUUUUCUGCGGUUUAGUCUUGUCAGACUCUGAACCUGCAGUAGCUUCACUGUCACUCUUAUCUGUGUGAAUAUCCGACAAGCUCGAAAGCUCACUCUCAUCCAUGGACUCUGGCUUCUCCUUGGCUUCCUUAGCCAAUUGACGCCAUUGGUCCCUAUGCCUCGGGCACGAUGGAGUGGACUUCUCAGCGCAGUCGAACAUAUUCCACUUUUUCAAAAUCUUUGUGGCUCUGCUCUCACCCUGAAAGAUUACCUUCUCAAAGCGUCUACCGCCGCUUUUGGUAAUUUCAUAGUGGAUGUCCACAUCGAUCCCUACAAAGUCAAACUUAUGCUUUUCGCGUGUCUCGCUGAGACGUUCGACUGAUACCGCCAUAGGCGUCGAACCAAACUCCUUGUUAACCUGACUCGCAUAGUCCUUGGCAGUUUUGUCGCCAGCCUUGCCCGGCUUCUUUGCCGUGACUAUGAUGUCAUCCACAUAGCACACCAACGUCGCGCUUAGCUUGCCUUCCGAGUCCGUGCGAUAGUAAACGCCGCCUUCUCUAGGUAAUGGCGUCCACCCCCAUUCACGAAAUUUCUUAUCAGCUAGCUUGUUCCAGGCGCGCGGUGAUUGCUUAAAACCAUAAAGAGCUUUCGUAGCUACUUUCACAGGGUCUUCGUCACCUUCUAGGACUUCCUCUGGAAGUCUGAUCAGUUCCGGCUCAGGAAGGUCCGCCUUGAUGAAUGCCUGCGUCACGUCAGCACCAUCAAUUUCCCAAUCGUGCUGAGCCGCGUGAACAAUCUGACACCUCAUGCUCACCGUGCUCGGCGUUGGUGAAAAGAUUUCGCCUUUCGUGAGGUUUUGCGUGGAACCAUCUGCCACCAUCCGCGACUUCCGGCGCCCACAGCGCUUCCGCACACGAACCAUGUGCGCACGCACCGGGCGCUUCCUCCGAAGAAGCGACUGAACCUUCAGUGGAUCUUUCUCACGCCAACACUUAGCAUCUACAAGCCCCCUAACCUCCUUCCGAUCAGCUUCCUUCCAAAGGUUUGCCUCAGGUCCCCUGGUAGCUUCCUUUCUCGAUAUGGGUCCAGAUCUUCUCUCUGAAGCUGGGACUGAAUCACGUGCGUUUGCGUCAACGUAGUUGAGCUUCUUCUUAGGCUUCGACCUACCACGCGUCUGCUCACUGCAGAGCCUAUACGCGAUCCGGCCGAUGAUCCUCGAAGCGUCCCUACUCAUGCGCGUCUUACGCUUCCUCGUGUCCUUCGACCCCUUAGGUCUACCCCGUCCGCGCUUCACUUGUGGCUGUUCCGACAUGGUUUCCUUUACCCUUCUGUCCUUCACUGUCGGGGACCUGCCCCGCAGCUGUUCUGCUUGUAGUUGUUCCACGCCACUGCUAGAGUGCUCUUUGACUUUGUCGUCAGUGCCAAGUCCACCGGAAGAAACUGCACCAGGCGCGUCUUCCCUGGCCAGGGGAUUUUGUUCCGACGGCCCUGGGCCCUGUUUUUGCUCUUGCAGCUUUUGCUCCCCCAGACUUAUAGCAACUGCCUCUACUAGUGCAGGCUGCGCUACAACUUGUUCUGGGUCCGCUGAGGAUACCCCCUCAGCUCCGUCUUUUGCUGUUGAUUCUUCACCAAGGCCCCCCGCCUUCGACUCUUGCGCCACAGCGACCCGCCCUCCCUCUUGCUUUCCAUCAGAUAACAUCUCGAGCACCUGACUUGUUCCGAAAGUCGGCUCCAUGUAUGCUGACGCAAGGGCAUCAGGCUCCGCCGUGCUUAGCAAUUCGAAUAGAAGUGGGUCCUUUAGGUGUUCAACUUUGCUUACUUUAUAGGCUUCGCAGAAUUUGAGCUGGCCGGUCUCGGCCAGGACAAACUCCCCCGCCUUGUUGUAGCUACAGUAGAGAUACGCUGACCCCUUUGGACUGUAACCUACGAACACAGCCGGCAGCCACUUGGGUGCGCUCUUGCUGGCUGGGUGUUCGUCUAGAACGAAGCACAAAGACCCAAAUCUUCUCAACUUUCCGAAGUUUGGCUUUCUCUUGUGACGUCGUUCGUACGGCGUGGUCUUUGUUCUUGUUCCAUCCUGCUCCCUGAACUCUCUCUCGCGAAUCGAAUAGAGAAAGGCUACCAGCAUCCAGCACAGGUCCGCCAACCUACCGUCGACUCCCCACAUUAGUGCCCUGACUUUGUUGCCGCAUGUUCUCCAGAAACGCUCGAUCCGAGAGUUCCUCGUAGGCGAGUAUGGUGGCGCGUACGAAUUUGCUAGGAUGUACAAGUCAGCGAGCAUCUUAGCCCACUUUUCUGUCUGAAAUUCCGGACCGUUGUCCGACCGAAUUUCCUCCGGCGGCCUUGUGUACCUCGUGAUCUUUCGCAUAGCUUCAUCGGCAUACUUGGAGGACUUUAUUGGCAACACCAUCGGGCACCGAUCAUGGUCAUCGAUGGCCCCAAAGAUGACCGUAUUGCCAAACAUGCUCUCCUGCCGGUCGCUUGCUAGAUCUUUGAAGUCAACCUGCCACCUCUGGUUUGAGCGUGUAGGUUCCCACAUAGAAGGCCUGACCUUCUUGGCCGCCAUUUUGCCGUAGUCUUGUGUCGCCAUACAGGCGGCACAAAGCAUGCCUUUUGGUAGGGGUAGGAAGUGCCCUGAUCUCUCGUGUUCCAAGACUUCGGGGCACAUGUCCUGCGUGGUUCUAAUCCCUGCUACGAUCCUUAACUCCGUGGGCAGGCCAGCUUCAAAGGAGAUGGCCACGCGUGGGAGGAGUCCACCUCCCCCGGUCCCCACGUGUUCCCCCGUUGGUCCCUUCAGUAUCACCCCACCGCCCGGUGGGAAGGAUACCAUGACCCCUGCCUGCUGCAUCUGCGGCACGGAGAUAUAGAAAUCUGAUAGCCUUGGAUGGUAGACCCCGUGGCGAAGUUCUCUCAACGAGCUACUUCUGAAAAUUCCUCCCCGUGCAGUUCCAGGAAUUUUCUCCCCCGAUGCUGCUACUAGGACGCAUCUGGCCCCGAGUUUCUUAAAGUGGUUCAGAUAUGGUGAGCAACACGACUCAGCCCCACUAUCGACUAUCGCAUCGACACACAGAUCCUGGUCUGCCUGUGUCGGCGCGUUGCGACUCCGUCGCGCGAUCCCGCUGAUUGUCCUUAUGGCCCUCACCAUAUACUGACUAACUUUGGUCCUCUUUAGCCCUUUACCUGUCCCUACAUCCGACUCGGAUGCAGCAUCGCUACCACUACUAGCAUCUGACCAAACGCUUUUACUUGAGCGUUUGUUUCUCUUGUUGUUUUGUGUCUCUUCGUUUUUACUUAAACUACUACCGUUAACCAAACUUAGCGAAGACUUCUUGUCACUUAAUCUAGAAUGUACCUUUACCGACUUGCUCCUCUGGCUUUCUUCGCUGCUGCUUAGGGUGUCCUGGCUGGUUGCGCUUGCGCUUCUUUUGCUGCCGCUGGCACUCCGGGCUCUCACGCUUCUCACGCUACUCGACCUCCCUCGGGCCGGCGUGGCGCUUCUGUCCCUCGUGUGCCUGUUGUUGUUGCUUCCGGACCUGCUUCUGUGCCGGUCUUCUCGACCUCCAGAAGGGCGUCCUCGGCUGCGGCUUCUGUUGUCUUGGCGCUCACGACCCGGACUGCGUCCCCGCAGGUCCCUGUCGUUGUUCUUGCGCUUGUUUGCCUUUGCGUCGGGGUUGUGUGGGCACCUAAACCAACCGUGGUCGUUUGUCUGGCACUUUCUGCACUUCCAACUUCUCUUUCCCGGAUCCCCUGCGCGGGGUCCUUUCGAGAUAGAAAGAAUGCUGUGCGUCUUGUCGUUCCUUUUUCCUCCGUUUCCUGCUGCCGCAAGAAGACUCUGCUCGCGCUGCUUCAAGCAGGCUUCCACAGCAGCCAAAUCCACUUCAGCUUUGUCCAGGAGAAAAGGAGCAAGAUCUUUGUAUGACUGACCUAGGUUGAUCAGGAUGCUAGCGAUCGCUAACGCCUCUGGCUUGACGUCUUUCAUAUCACGAAUUUCCUCGCGAACCGAAAUCAUCAAUUGAGAGACCGUCUUAGCCCCGCUGCUGUUGUUUGCCACGUUCAUGACCCUCUGAAUUCUCGUGAUCGUGCCUGCUAGACCUGGGCAGGCCUUUUCCAGCUCGAGUUUCGAGAAAAUCUUCCGGAUCGUUUCGUGGUCGUUGGUGUCACCCUGUCGGGCUAACCGGUGUGCCUCGCCUUCUAACGUGUUUAGAAGGACCCCCCCGAGGGUUCGCGCCUUGGUGCGAACUCUCUCGGCCUUUUCUGGUGCAAGUUCUGCCAGCCAAUCCGCGCCACCGCUGAGAAACUCCGAAAGCCCUGCCAAGUCUAACGCCUUCAGCGUACCGACCCGCCAUGUUUCGUAUUCUCUGUGGUAAGCCUCCUGGUCUCGGCCUUCGAACUUUCGGACAGCCCUGAGCGCGUCCGCCGCUCGCUUGGUGUCCUCUUCGUCCUUCCUCCGCGCACGCUCUGCGGCUCGCUCCGCCCUUUCCUCUUCCCGUUGGGUUGCUUUCGCGGUUGUUUCCUGAAUGCUUUCCCGUCUAAGUUCCUGAACCAUGGCCAUGGUGGCCGCCGUUGCCUGUCGUUGCUCUUGGCUUGCCGUUGCCAACGUGUUCACCGCUGCGACCAUGUUGUUCCAAAGCCAUGGGUUCCAAGUUCCUGAAUUUCCGGGGACCAUUCCUGAAACGUCGGCCCCGACGCCGCCACCAAUGGCGCCGGGCUGGUCUUGUCCAAUUCCGUAAGCGUUGCCGGGUUGAGCUUGUUGGACAUGUUGGGCAGAGUUCUGGCCGGGUUGACCUUGUUGGACGUGUUCGGCAGAGUUCUGGCCGGGUUGACCUUGUUGGACGUGUUGGGCAGCGUUUUGGCCGGGGUAUUCCCCUGCGCCAUCGUGUUCGAGGUUGGCCAUUUUGGAAAGUUUUAAGGGUGUGGAUGAAUGUAAGGGCCUACAGCCUUCCAGAUAUUACGCCCCUGGCAGGCUUGUCCCUGUUGUUGUGGUGGUGGUGUUACCGAGUAACAUCCACAACCUAAAUAGCAUGCAUUUUCAUGUUGUUCGUAUGCUGAUGGUGGUACGUUAAUCAAAGGCCAUCCAUCAUCAUCAUCCUGAGGGGUUUCAGUGCAUAAGGAUCCCGGUCGCUAUGAUCUUCACACGAUUAGACUCAUAGCCUUGAGCCUGUUGCAAUCAUAUCACUCAACGAGAACACUCAGAAGGAGAAAGACGAACGCAAGCGGAGAACCAACAGACCAAGAGAGAAGAACCAAACGAUUCAAUUCAGGGAAUGCGGAACACCGACCGAUUUGGUUGGACCUUGAUCUUCAUGCGUAACAUAGAAGUUAGUAGAAAUGUAAUAAAUAAGAUAUGUUUAAAAAGAUCAGUACCAUGAGAUGUGAGCUAGCAUAAACAAUUUUCAUCUUCCACAUUCUCUCUGUUUCCAUCUUCAUACACUCCACGGCCAGAAGUUCGAAGCUGCUAUGGCGCAGAAGGUCCAGGAGUUGAAUGACGGACAGGACCUCGUUGCACACCUGACGGAACAGAGAGAAGGCUUUCUGGGAAGGAUAGCAGCUUUGAGGGAAAAAAUGGACAAUCUGGAGAGCAAAAAACUCCGGAACACUGAAGGUGUGGCGGAAAAGGAAACAGUCUACGUUAAUCUGAAGGCGGAAGCCGAAAGAGAAAGGGAGGAUGGGGUAGGCUUGUUUCUUUGUUUGAUAUGUGAUAAGAUUAAUGUUUAGUUGUGCAGAGGCAAUCGCGCUUCGGACUUUUAUGGCCACCUGUCAGUUAACCUCCAAGAAAGGAUGAUAAUUCUACCUGAAAAUCUUGAAAAUCUUCGUCGUCAACCGUGUUGUCAAACAAUACAUAAGAAUUCAAUCCCCAAUAAACACCCACCAGGCAUCAUCAUUAUCCGACAAAAGACGGGAACUGAAGGAGCUGCAGAGGAAAACAGCUGAAUUACGAACUCAACGCGAGAACAUCGCUGAGUUGAUCGCCCAGCGACGACGCGAGUAUCGUGCUUCUGUUUCAUCGUUUGUUAUGAAAGAGUGAAGUAAAAUUCUCCUGUGUCGGACACACUUUUUUUCUUACGACCGUUCAAUCAUGGAUCCAAAUUGCAAUUUUGACGCUAAGGCUUGGCAUACAAGAGGCUUCAAGUGGUAGUUGCUCCUACACACGACACUUCCACUUUCAUUUCUCUAAUCCACAAACCGAGCGUGCGCAGGAAGAGCAGAACUUACGGCAAAAAGCCCGUAGUAUGCGCGAUCGUAAAACUCGGGAUUUGCAAAGUCUAGUCCGCCUAGAAAACGCCCUUUGGUCCCAGCAGCAGACAGUAGAAGCCGUCCAAAAACGGGAUUUCGAAAUGCGGUAUAUUUAUGGUUAGAUUUUGUCCAUCUGCCACAGCAUCUUGGCCACAUUUUGAAGGGGAAAAGGGAACCAAGAAGAUGCUGACCGAGAUGGAUUUAGGCAAGGUCUAAUAUAUCAAGCCAGGCCGUAAGAGUCGCGAGGCUCGCCUCUCUCUAGACCGCAUCGCGGAUCCACGAGGCUGUCUGAGACUACCAGAGGAUGAAAUCGCAGAAGAGGGGAAACGACGUGAGGAAGAGUUUGCUCGUAGUAGAGGGGCUGUUGGAGGAGGUACAGUUAUGAUCGUGUUUUAUAAUCAUCUUUCUCAGGAGCAUUUGGAUACCCUUUUCUGAUAGAUAAAAUUUAUAACGGACCACGAAAGGGCGUCGAGAUGAGUGAGAGCAGUCUCUAAUACAACAGGGCUUGGAGUAGGAGGUGGAGCGACUUCGUCUAGUCGUAUGGAGCGUUCAGGCAUCCUCUUAGAGGGAAGAGAGGAGCAACACCAGAUGAACGUAAAUGGGGUAACAUCUACUUCGCGAACGAAUGUUUCUGUCCUAUCUGCAAGAAGCAAUGCACAUGGAUUGCAGGAGAACGAUAGGUCUCGCGCUAGCAUCUUCACAUCCGCAAUCGAUGACAAGGACGACAUGAAGGCACUUGUUCCAGGCCCUCUAGGUCAACCAGGAGCUAGUUCCAGUUCGUCCUUUCCUCCUGUUACCGCUUCUUCGUCAGCGUCUCUAGGUGCGAGUGGUGCGCCGGCAUCUUCCUCUAUUAAGGGUUGAAGGAGCAUUUCAUUUUUACAAGCCUUCUUUACUUGAGAAUGCUACGAAAAAACGAAAUGCUUCAACCUUUAACUCUACGUCAGUACUGUUUGCGGAUGCGCCAGCUAUGGAGAGAGACGCGCGGAACCUGGUGAAGAGGGAAGAAAGGCAGGACGUCUUGAUGAACCGACAAAGCCAGAUGGAAACGAGCUCUGUGGAAGUAGAGAGGAUGAUACUGUCGGCAGAAGGAGUUAUGGCUAAUGAUCGUUUGAAACUUUCUGUUUGAAUGAUGUUUGUAAUUCAUGACUUUGAUUUGUCAAAAGCGUAAGUAAGAGUGCCUAGAUGAAGAGCGUAAAUAACGCAUGGGUAGAGUGUCGAAGGGUGUGCCCUCUUCUACUGGGCUGGCGAAUGAUAGUUGCCAGCGAUUUUUAACAAGGAAAAGAAGACCAUAACAUCAAGAAGAAAGAGCCACCUUUCUACUGAAUCCUGAGCAAAACUCCACUAUAGAUACAUCCUCUAAGAACAGCGAAGAUAUAGGCGUUGUCGAGCAGGUGACACCGGCAAAGCCUGGAUCUACUCCAGCGAGAAGGAAAGACAGUGAUCCAGCUCAGUUGGGAAAGGCUGUAGCUCCAACAACGUUGUCGUUUGGCCAGACUGGUAGUCGAGACACGUCAGCAGGAAGACGGGGAACCAUAGAGCAACGAAAAGGUGAGGAUGCCUUUUUAGGUGGAGAAGGAGGCCAAACUCUAGCUUCUGGAGCACUCUUUGCGCGACACGAAGCCUCGUUUAAUCCUAGUGCAAGAACGACACAGGUUGCAGUCCCUUCCGCACGCGCAGACCACAUUGGAAGCGCAGCCCUAGACCCUCUACUGGAUCGACAAGGAAGUAUCUCACCAUUGAAGAAUAAUGGGACAUCAUCUUCUAGCAGAAGUGUCUUAGACGUGAACGAGAGGAUGUUGAAUCCGAGUAUUUCGCCCCUACCUCAGAGUCGUAGUGAUAUGAGGCAUAUCCAGGAGAAUUUAACGGAUAUGCAGAGAAAAUUCGGUAUGGGAGGCACCAAUGAUGUUGAUCAUCACGGGAAAAGUUCAGCAACAACAAUGCAAUCUGGUAGUAGUACUACAACAGCUAGUGCUACGUCUGGAGGUAGGACUGGUACUGGCAUAGGUACAACUGGUACAGGUACAACCGGUACAGGUACAACUAGUGCAACCUCGAUUUUCUCAGGAGGUGGUGGCUUGUUUGGAGGAUCUAGAGGACCCUUGUUUGCGCAGACUAGUGUUUUUGGACAGCAAGUGUAUCCUAAAAAAGCAGGAGACAACUCAAACCUCCUGAACACCGAAGAGAGCCACAUCAUGAAUAGCUCGCAUGACCACGGGCACGGGCUGGCAGGGCCGGGUCUUUCAGUGCCUCCUACUCCCUUUGACCACAUAGUACAUCAACAAAAUAGUAACCUCCAGCAAAGUAGUAGUUGUAGUAGAGGACCAGGACCACUACAUUAAGGCUACAAGAACCGCUCAACAAUCAUCCUCAGCAUUAAUUAUCGAUCCUUGGCUCUUUUUCUGAGUUACUUGAAAAAGAAGCGCAACCCAAAGGAUAUCUAUCAUGACUCUCAAAAAGGAAGAUGCGAGUGCGAUACUAGCUCUAAAGACAGCACCAGCACCAGCAGCAAGGCGCACCACCGCGAACACCGUUGCCUGAUCGUUCUUUGAUGAACGCCACGAAUUCGACGUGGCAAAGCGUGGAGCAAAAAUCUUGGUUAGGGAGUGGAUUACGAGGCCUAGAACAGCCAGACCAGUAUGUGGCGAAUCCUGGUACUGGAGUUACGGCUUCCCCUAAUCCAUCUUCAGAAGUAGCAUCUUGGGGCAUUUUCUGAGGGACCCAAGAUGACUCUCAAGAUGGACGAUUCCCGGAAGGUCUAAAACAGCCUCUGGCGGUGCCGCAGCAAGAGUAGAAGGAGGUCCAACUACAGCUACUAAUGCCGCUUUCCCCUCCAGUACUUCUACCAGUGGUCUCUUCGACGCAGGCGCGGCCUUGAGAAACUUGAAUUUUGCUACUGCAGGCACGCCUACACCGACCAAAGCCAAGGCGGAACUUGUCACAGCGGAGACUCUGCAGAACCGAAUUAUGGUCGCUGAGGACCUCGUGAAAAUCAUCCCACAAGCAAAGACACCACCGUCAAGAGAUGUCCAUGUGGCUGGAACUUCUACGGCUCAGCCCCACUCGCAUCCGCCAAGUGCAAGUCGGUUACAGGACAACAGUUUCUCCAGCGCACUGCAGGAUGACAGCAAAGACGACUUUCACGAAUUUUAUCAGCGUGCUCGUGUCUUCGCCAACGCCUCGCCGAGGAAUACGGCUUCGCAGAUGAAUAAGAACAGCUAUACGUCAACAUCAGGAGGAGCUGUGGCUUCCGCCACAACAGGAGGAGGAGGCAGUUUUAGUUUCAAGAAUUCUAUCAAUGAUUAAGGCUUCCCCUCAUGGUCCAUCUUCAGAGAAGGCAUCCUAGGAGAGAGACUUCCCAAGGGGAAAAAGAGCCCAGGAUGUAUCUCAGGAUCAUGGAUUAGGGUGAGCUCUAAUAUGAAGGAGCAAACCCAAAUCACGCAUCUUCUUCAUCAAGUGGAGAAGAUGGCAAUCACAAUGUCGCCUCUGAUGCACCUCCUAGAAAAAGUUUACACAACUUUCUCAGCAGUACUAGUGGCCAUUCGAAUCAUCCGUCAUCGCAAGCUGUAGACAGGAUGAGCACCAUUUUGCAGGAAGUGGAACGAGCAAGUAGUUUCGGCGAUAACACUUCUAUUAAGGCGAGAACGAGUCGUGCUCGCGGAACUACUUUUCUAUUUAUUUUUCUCAAGCAAGUCGUCUACACAACUUUACUCUGAAUCAAUAGAAAUACUGACUUUGAAGAGUCGUGGGCAUACCUUAUUAUUUUUCUUAAGCAGUCAGAGUCACAUUUACAAACAAGAAACGUUCAAUUAUAGCAUCAAGACCUGUGAUGAUGAGUAUGGUUGCUGCUCUCUUGGGUCGUAUAUGGAACACGGCAAGAGCCAGGAGAGCAUGUCCUAAACUAGUAGAUCCUUGUCCUUGAAUGCGGACGAGCAGUAGGAAGGAUAAGUUAUAUUAUAAGUUGGAUCAUGACGCAGACACACACGCGUGACGUGAUAGUGCUCUCAAAGAAAAGAGAAUCUUCAAUGUCCUCCAAGGAGUCAAAGCAGCUUCCUUGGGUCAAGGGUAGCGAGACUAUAUUAAUAAUAACCCACGAUUGGGUACACCACUACUGCUACUAGAACAGUGCCCUCGACUGUGGUAGCUCUAACUCAAAUUGCAGCUCCAGUCUGUUAGGAGGUGACGGUCGGAAAGUGAUUUUUGAUGUCCGAGGGCGUCGAUUAAGUGACGAACGCAGAAAGAAGCGACGAUCUAACGAGAACAGUCGACCAAGCAGCGGCUUUGCUUCAUCUAAGGCUUGUUAUAUAUGUGCUUGAUUUAUUUUUGAAGGGGUCGUGUAUCUUUGGCGUUCUUUCGUUUCCUCGUAGAAGAAUAGUAUUUCCCUGGGUCUAAGGCAUACGUGCUUCUUCCUCUACAUGAGACUGAUGUCGACUGUAACAACGCUUCAAAGAUGCACUUCAAGUAGAUGAAUAUUGGUAACCUCUAAUUCAGCCACUGGAGGAGGGCAUAUUGGAGGCUCACUGGUGGUGAGCUAG